Messenger RNA from Lotus japonicus, 1348 nucleotides. RefSeq names its product transcription factor MYB102-like. The transcript has 3 exons. The record is from RefSeq and is a predicted model, not a curated record. NCBI's taxonomy places the organism in Eukaryota, Viridiplantae, Streptophyta, Magnoliopsida, Fabales, Fabaceae. The coding region runs from base 136 to 1134 and encodes 332 amino acids.
UACACAAUAUAACUCAAUUUCUCUCUCUGUCUCUAUUAAUUUGUUCACGUCCAAAACUUGUCCCCUCUUUUUGUGUCAUCUACUUCAAGCAAACUCAUUGACCAAGUAGUAGCUUACCCAAGAGCUAGUACUGCCAUGGGGAGAGCACCAUGUUGUGACAAGAAUGGCCUCAAGAAAGGACCAUGGACACAAGAGGAAGACCAGAAACUCAUCGAUUACAUUCAGAAACAUGGCUAUGGCAACUGGAGAAUACUCCCAAAGAAUGCUGGAUUGCAAAGGUGUGGAAAGAGUUGUCGUCUCCGUUGGACAAAUUAUCUCCGACCAGAUAUUAAGCGAGGUCUAUUCUCUUUUGAAGAAGAGGAGACAAUAAUUCAUCUUCAUAGCAUUCUUGGCAAUAAGUGGUCUACCAUUGCUUCUCGUUUGCCAGGAAGGACAGACAAUGAAAUCAAGAAUUACUGGAACACCCACAUUAGAAAAAGGCUCCUGAAAAUGGGAAUUGAUCCUGUCACACAUAGCCCAAGGCUUGAUCUUUUGGACCUCUCUUCUAUCCUAAGUUCACCUCUCUAUGGCUCAUCACAAAUGAACAUGUACCCUGAGAUUCUAAAGCUGGCAUCAUCACUCUUCUCCUCCUCUCAUCAGCAAAACCAAGACCUCAACAUUUGUGACCAAAAUAAUGGUCAAGAGCAUCAUAACCAAUCCUUCAAUCCUCAAAUUCAGAACCAACAAAUCCAACCUUGUGUUUCAAUGCCUUUCAAUCAAUCACGAUUGGUUGAGUCCAAUUUGAACCCAUACCCAUCGAUUUCCCCUGACUUUUGCUUCCAACAACAUUCUCAGCUAAGUGAUUGGCAGCAUUGCAAUGGAAUUGGUUCAAGCACCAAAACAGAGGAUUUUGUCCCUCAAUUACCAUGCUAUAAUUACUACAAUUCUGAUUGUUAUGCAAACAACAACAACCAGAACAUGAGCUUCUCUUCAGUUCUACCAACACCUUCGUCAAGUCCCACACCAUUGAAUUCAAACUCGACCUAUAAAAAUGGGAGCAGUAUCACUGAAGAUGAGACAGAAAGCUUUGUCAGCAGCAACAACAUAUUGAGAUUUCAAAUCCAAGAUAUGUUAUGUGUGAGUGAGUUCUUGUAAUGUUAUCACUUUACAUAUCAUCACCAAACCAAAGAAAAUUGAAUCAAUUCCAAAAGGGUUGAUUAUUUCCUUGCAUCGAUUUAUGGUGGAUCGUAGCUAGUUAAUUUCAUAAUUUGGCAUCGAUGAUGUUGAUGCUUGUAACAUUUUCUUCUAAACCUUUAAUGCUAUUGAUAGUUUGACUUUUUUAAUGCUAUUGAUAGUUUGACUUUGAUCA